AUGAGGAUGAAGAGGACACGGGGUUAUGGGGAGGAGGGAGAGGACGGGAGUGAAGGGGUGAUGGGGAGGAUGAGGAUAAAGGGGAUGCUGAGGGAUGAAGAGGAGGAUGGAGGUGACAGGGAUGAAGGUGAUAAAAGGGAUGAUGGGAAGGAUGGGUUAUGGGAUGAGGAUGAUGAGGAUGGAGAGAGGGAUAAGGGUGAUGGGGACAUCAAUGCCAACGCCGUGCCCACCAUUCAGAUGCCAACAGAGGGUUUGCUUCCAGCCAGAGCCGCACACCGGGGUGCCCCCUGUUCGGUGUCACACCUGGGGACACCGGGGGUCUCGCUGGCGGUGGCAGGGGGGGGUUUGUACCGGGGCGGCCACGCGGGGACUCGUCAAGGACAAACGGCGCACAAGCUGCUGCCGCCCGUGCCCGCAGGCGCGGGGCCGCCGUGCCAGCCCAGCCGUGGCCAUUACGGCUCCGUGCGCCAGCUGCGGCCGCCCGAUCCCCCCGUCCCCGGGGACGGCAGGGGGGCUUGGGCACCGUGCCACCGCCCGGGCACCGGGGCAGAGCUGCGGAAGGGAGAGCAGGGCCCCCUCCUCACGCCCUCCACCUCCCACCACCCCCGUACCCAGUGUGGGGAUGUGGGACAGGGCUCAGUGGGGCAGGGAGUAAAUGCGGGAGGAAAACACGACCCCCACGGGGCAGCGACUGGCGGGGACACGACGGGGCAGACACAGGUGGGCACACUGCCCGGCCGGGCCAAGGCCCUCCCGGCCCCGCAGCCCUCGGGGCUCCGGGCGGAGCUGCCGGCGGUGCCGCAUUCCGGAGAAGCCGCCUCCGCCGGCGGCCGGUGCCAGCAGGCGCUGGCAGGUUCGGAGCUUCGCAGCGAUUCCAGGCACAGAUGUCCUUGUUUUAACUCCUCUGCGAUGGAGCCUGGCAGACCGGGCGGGGGAGGGGGCGGCUCUGCAGCCCCCGGGGCGGCGGGGAUCGUUGCCAGCCCGGCCCGCCCCGGCCGCGGCUCCGGGGACCGCCGGGACCCCCCGCUCCCCCACGGGGCUCCUAUGGGGGCGUCCUGGGCUCCCCAUGGCACAAAAACGGGGACAGCCCCACACAUGGUGGCCCCCACAUCCCUCCCUGUCCCCCACAUCCCUCCCGACCCCCGGGCAGCCCCCGGCCCCCGGAGCGGGGCCGCCUCCGCAGCGCGGCGAGCGCCGGGCGCCGGGAGCCUCCGGUUUUUUAUGCCGAGCUGCGUCCGGCCGAGCCGCCUCCGCGAGGUUCCCUCGGUGCUGGCCGAGCUCCGCUGCCCCCGCUGCGGCCGUGCGGGGUCCUGGCAGCUCCCCAGACCCCCCAACCCACCCGAGCUGAAUUUGGUCACACGAGACACUUCCAGAACCCGGCGGUUCCCGGCCUCCCGCUUCCCUCCCCGAGAGCCGGGAGGAAGGGCUGGGCACCGCAGCGGGCACCGGAGCUGUGAGCCGGGCCGGGCACCGCAGCCUAAACCGAGGCUGUGUUUCGGAGCCGGGCACCAGGACCGGGCACCGAAACCUUGUACCGAGGAGGGGCAGCGGAGCUUUGCAACGAAACCGUUCACGGGAACCGUGCAGCAAAACCUUGCAGCGGAGCUUUGCACCGGAGCUGCUCUCCGGAGCUUCGCACCGGGGCCGUGCAGCGAGUGCGGGGCCGCAUUGCGGGGCCGGGCCUUGCCGGAGCAGCCGGCCGCGUUCCCGCAUCUUCGCCGGGGCCUGGCGGGCACCGGGGAAACAAAAAUCCCGAAAAUUGAACGUAAACCGCGGCUCCGCCAGCGGGACCGGCACCCCCUGGCAUCGCCGGCCCCGGGAGCAGAUGUCGGCGGCCCCCCCGCAGCCCCCGGCCCCCGCGUCCCCCUCCUCCCCCGCGGGGCCACCCGCCCUUGGCCGCCGCUGCUCCGGGCCGCGGCCCCGGUGCCGCCGGUUGCGGGUGGCGGCAUCGCCAGCCUCGGCCCCACGGAGCCUCCGUCCUGCCCCACCGGUUGUUCCCGGCUCUUCCCGGGGGUUUUUCCCCAGAGAAACGAGUCCCGGGAGGAUGUUGCGGCCAGAGCCGUCGGAAGAGGAUCCGCUGUUUUGCGGAGAGCGGCGAGUGCCGGGCCGGACCGGGGGGUCCGGGGCCGCUGCAGCGGCUCGUGGGGCCGUGGCGGAUCAGCUCCCAGCCCGGGCCCGGCUCCUCGCCGCCGGUGGCUCUGGGACGGGGCUCAGCACGUCGGGGCUGCACUAAAUCCGGCCCCAGUUUGCCCGACUCUAAACCGGCCCGGUUUAUCCCCAAAAGCCGCAGGGCUGCGGGGCGCGGAGAUCGGACGCCGCUCCGGGGAGAAAACCGGUGGCUCUGUUCCCGCAGCCCCUGUGCGGCCCCGGCGCACGAUGGUCCCGCGGGGAACCGACGAUGACCGGGAGCCCAGUGCCCGGCCCUGCCCGGUGCCCGGCCCUGCCCGGUGCCGGCGGCCAUCGGAUGGCGAUGAGCUCCGGUGCACCGCCGCAGCGGACAGCUCCGGGCACGGGCACCGGGCAGCGGCACCGGGUACCGAGAGCGGCACCGGGCUCGGGUACCGGCACCGCAUCGGGGGUCCCGCGGCUGCCAUGGGGACCGGUUCCCUGAACCGGCGCCGGAGCUUGCGGGGCUCCAACGAGCGCCAGCGCCGGGAACCGGCACAAACAUCGCCACUGGCACCGGCACUGGCACCGGGCACCGAGCCGAGGCUCCAAGGGGAAGCAGCACCGGGAACCGGCACCAGCUCCGGGCACCGCGCCUGGAACCGACCGAGGAGCCCGGCCUUGGCCACCGCCACCGCGUACCCUUCCCGAGGCACCGGCGGGGCGGCCCGGUGCCAGCGGCGGGCACCGAGCUCCCGGGGGAUCGCAGCGGUGUCACCGCCGCUGGACCGAGCCGGGCCGCCGCUCCGGAUCCCGGUGCCUUUAUUGGUGAGGGGGGGACACCGCCUCCCCGGUCCCGGGGGGGACACCCGUGGGGCAGAGCCGCGUUAUAUCAGCGCCGCCGCCCCGCGGGCCGCGCAUUCGGGCGGCGGGAGCGGCGGUGGCACCGCCGGGGGCGGGCAGGGCGAGGGGGGGGUUCGGCCCGGUGCCCCCGGUGCCCCCGGGGCGGAAGGAAAGCGGCGAAGGCGGCGGAGUCAACAUUGA
Messenger RNA from Oenanthe melanoleuca, 3150 nucleotides. Its product is annotated as collagen alpha-1(III) chain-like. The record is from RefSeq and is a predicted model, not a curated record. NCBI's taxonomy places the organism in Eukaryota, Metazoa, Chordata, Aves, Passeriformes, Muscicapidae. Bases 1 to 3150 code for a protein of 1049 amino acids. The transcript is spliced from 5 exons.